Messenger RNA from Cryptococcus deneoformans JEC21, 3685 nucleotides. Its product is annotated as ubiquitin-specific protease, putative. The transcript is spliced from 5 exons. Bases 168 to 3290 code for a protein of 1040 amino acids. Gene Ontology annotation, molecular function: cysteine-type deubiquitinase activity; cysteine-type endopeptidase activity. Gene Ontology annotation, biological process: protein deubiquitination. The record is from RefSeq and is a predicted model, not a curated record. Gene Ontology annotation, cellular component: cytosol; nucleus. Lineage: Eukaryota; Fungi; Basidiomycota; Tremellomycetes; Tremellales; Cryptococcaceae.
CCUUCCCGGACAACGGCUCGCCGGUCCCCUCUGUGCCGUUCCCGAGCAUCCACAACCCCCUCCCCUACACGCCCCCCCCCUACCAUGCGCCCGCCGCCUACUACCGCCACGCCCCGCCGUACUAUCCCCCGCCCCCCGCCCCGUACCCCUCCUAUGCGCCGAUACCCAUGGGCGGCGCAGGGCCUGGACCCGCGACGAUGCAGAACGGCUACGGCGGCUACGGCGAGUACGGCGUGUACUAUGGCUACGCGGGCUAUCCAGACUACCAGCCACCCCACGCUGGCUACCCGCCUGCAGACGGCGACGACUACAGCGACCCCGCAAAGACCCCGAGCUCGGCACACGCCGUGCCCCAGCCGCCCGCCAUCGUCGCGCCAAACCACACCCCCCACGGCAUGCCCCAGCAGUUCCCGUCCUAUCCCCCGAAUCACCCGUAUGCCUUUGGCGGCGGUGUGGGCUAUCCCCAGGGGUACACCCGGCCGCCGCAGCAUAUGCACCAGCACCAGCAUCAUCCGCAACCGCACUUUCACCCGCAACAUCAGCAACAUCUCCAGCAGGGGCCGUAUGGAGGGUAUGGCUACCAGGAGGGGUAUCAUGGGGGGAAAUUAAAUCCUGCAGCGCAGGGGUUCAAGUAUAAUCGGUUCCAGCAGCAGCAGCAGCAACAGCAACAGCAGCAACAGCAACAGCAACAGCAGCAUCAACAGCAACAGCAACAGCAGCAACAACAGCAACAGCAGCAUCAACAGCAACAGCAGCAACAGCAGCAGCAACAGCAGCAACAACAACAGUUACAGCAAGCACACGCCCACGCACACGCACAAGCCCAAGCCCAAGCCCAAUCCCAAGGACCGCCACGACAACCUGUACAUUCUCAACAACCCCCUCCUGCACCUGCGCCUAUCGCUCCUAGUCAAAAUCAACCAUCCGAACCAUUACAACCGCCGAUCCCCAACGGUCACUCCCACCCCGAACCUCCUACUCCCUCAACACCCACAGCCACCACAAAAGAGCGAGAAGCACAGUCUGCCGCACAGCAAGAGCCUGUUCCUGCAUCUGCAGCUGUCGAGCAGGAAAAAGAGACUGCAAAGGAUGAAGAAACUUGCCCCGACGCGUCCUCGGCGAUCGCCGCACCUCGAUGGAACUUUAUCCAUCCGUCAUCUCUCCCAUCAUCGUCAUCCACCGGUAUUGCCACUUUACAUUUGGAAAUGAACAAACAUGCCCAUCCGCAGAGAAUAAGGCUGGUGCGGGCUCGUCCGGGAGAGGAGAGUGAUGGGAAUAGUUUUGCGAUAGAGGUGAAGACUGGUUUGCCAGAGGAGAUUGUCGUUGAUGAGCAAUCGCCAUCUCAGUCGCAAGAAAAGGGAACAGGACGAGGAAAAGGUGGGAAGAAGAAGACGAAGGAAACGGGCAGAGGAGUGUGGAAGACGGGCGAGAAGAGGAGGGUAGAGUUGGUGUUUGGCGAAAUUGUCCCGGAGCAGGAGAAGGAAAAGGAGGACAAGGCAGAGUGGGUGGGUGAAAAGCCAGUGGUCGAUGAAAAGGAGGAGGAAAAAGUGGAGAAGAAGGAAAGGUCUACACCAGCGCGCGCACCAGCACCCGCACCCUCGCCCGCCAAACCUCGUUCAUGGGCCGCCCUCCUCAAAACCCCUACUCCUUCUUCCCCCUCCACCCCCGGCGCAGUCCCCAGUUCUUCCGCCCGCGUCACUUCCACCACCGAGGCUGGGCCUUCCCGUCCACGACCAUCCACCUCUGCCUCCCCUUCCACCCCAAACCUUACCGCCAACGUCAAUGGUCUGCAACUUUCACCGCCAACCCAAGGACAACAACAACAACAAGCCAAAACGUUCAACUAUGCUGCGGCUGCAAUGUCGUCCGUGCCUUCCCCACAUGAAGAGUUGAUCAAGCUUUUGAGCGAGGGCGUGAGUUCUCUCCGGGGAUCGGGGACGACAGUAGGGUUGAGUGUAAAGGAGAAGGAAGCGUUGAUGGUGCCGAGGGGUUUGAUCAAUACCGGUAACAUGUGUUUUGCCAACACUAUCCUUCAAGUAUUGGUUUACUGUCCGCCGUUUACAGAGUUGUUUGAGGAAUUUGGAAAGAGGCUGAAAGCUGAUUUGGCGAGGAAGACUCCGUUAUUAGAGGCGAUGAUCAUCUUUUUGCGAGAGUUUGUCUCAUCACCCGAAUCAUCAACAUCAACAACGUCAACACCCAAGGGGAAAGGAAAGGACAAGGAUUCGAGGAAAGAGGCGUUUAUCCCGGAGAAUGUGUAUGAUGCUAUGAAGGAGAAUAAGAGGUUUGACUCUAUGCGCAGAGGUUACCAAGAAGAUGCUGAAGAGUAUCUCGGAUUCUUCCUCAACACUUUACACGAAGAAAUCAUCUACCUCCUCUCACAAACAUCCACCACUUCUUCAUCUAUGCCCAACGGUCAACCCAGCGACUCUUCUAGUCGACAAGUCGAACGGCCCGUUUCCCCCCGCGCCGGCGCCGGCAUCAACGGCAACGCCGACUCAUCCUCUGGCUGGCUCGAAGUCGGCAAGAAACAAAAGACGCACGUCGUGCGCGCUACCGAAUCCCGCGAGUCGGCCGUCUCACGUUUAUUCGGCGGUAAACUCCGUUCCAUCCUCCAUACCCCCGGUCAAAAAGAUAGCGUCACCAUCGAACCUUACCAACCGCUCCAACUCGACAUUACCGGCCCUGCCAUCUUGUCCAUCACCGACGCCCUCCGUGCGAUCUCCACACCUGAGAUUAUACAUGGAGUAUAUUCGGCGGCUAAAGGUGGGGAAGUGGAUGCGACCAAGACGGUGUAUGUGGAGACUUGGCCAAAGGUUUUGAUUUGUCAUUUGAAGAGGUUUGUGUAUGAUACAGAGGAAGGUGGUGUGGUGAAGAGGAGUAAGGCGGUGGCGUAUGGUGUAGACUUGGCGAUCCCUAACGAAAUAAUAUCCCCCGCAAGGCGGACAUCGACCUCUAUAAAAUACGCCCUCUUCGGUGUAGUCUACCACCACGGUUCUUCAGCUUCAGGAGGACAUUACACCGUUUCCGUUGCUCGUCCCUCUUCUUCUUCUUCCAGCUCCACAUCGUCCACCUCUAUUCAAAGCCCCGCGGGAACAUCAUCGUCAUUACCACCACCACCAUCAUCAACGACAAUAGCAUCCAGGUGGCUCCACUUUGAUGACGAAAAUGUACGUGAAGUGCGAGAAGAAGAUGUGGUUGUCUCCCUGGACCAAGCCAAGGGUGGGGAAACCGGGUCGGUCGGUGGGAGGGAGAGGUGUGCGUACUUGCUGUUCUAUAAGAGGGUGCAGUAAGAAGCAUAGAGAAAAGAAAAAAAAAAAAGCGCGUAUGCGCCGGGUUUUAGAACAGGGGACGUUUGAUCUUGUAGAGCGGGUUGGGAGGUGUCGUGAGUAAAAUUGAUAGACGUUGGGUGCUAGGAAGGGCAGGGGUAGGCUUGAGAAGCGAUCGGUACGCGGAAGGAAGGGGAGGAGCCAAAGAAGGAGGUAGAGGCGAGAUGGGGAAAAGAAAAAAAGAGAAGAAAGAGCCUGUUGGGGCUGAAGGAGUACUUUAGCUAGCGUCGAUGUGACUUUGGGGCUUUUUUUGGUGCAUAUAGUUUGAAAUGAACGGGUUUGGGAUGAGCAAUGUGUAUAUUAUCCAGUUGGGGGGGUUGAGUAAUAGCAUAUUUAUAUGAAUGGGAAGUUUAAUCGCG